Molecule: messenger RNA, 972 nt
Organism: Volvox carteri f. nagariensis
Lineage: Eukaryota; Viridiplantae; Chlorophyta; Chlorophyceae; Chlamydomonadales; Volvocaceae
Exons: 1
Coding region: 1-972 (323 amino acids)
Source: RefSeq, a predicted model, not a curated record
AUGACUAAAAAGAAAAAGGCGACUCCGCCGAAGACCAUUUCCGAGAUUGCGGCUCGAGUCCAAAAAUCCGCCAAGCAGAGCGAUAGCACACCAGUUAGAACACUGUACACACAUCAGGAAACCAGUGACGAGGGCAGCGAACCCUCAGCGUCGCCACAGGCAGAGGACACAGCCUUGGGUGACACAAUGGAUCAAACGACUAUGCUGAAGAGCGUAUACCAAAAGAUCCAUCACCACGAUGCACUCCCAGCAAUCAUGGGCAAGCUAUCGCUUCUGGAACAAGCCACUAAAGUCACCGAGGACCUGGCAGCAAGGCUUACCGUGCUGGAAGAACGGAUGAACAGCGGCUCCGCAGCAGGAUUCUCCGGACGUUACGAGGCCACGAGUGACAUCGGAGCGAUCAACGAGGAUAAAGUUCCGGCACGGGUACCGGUGAAGCUGUUGGAGGAGAAGCGGCUCCCAGCGGUGCUGCAGGAGCUGGUACAGCAGCACAGGAACGGGGCUAGCUAUGCGCUGGACAUCCUCCCGUGGCUCGCGAAGCCCGGGGCGAAUGCUGGAUCCGCGGCGGGGCCAUCACAGGCGCCGGCUGCGAACGGUGCAGCUUCCGGCGCGCAGCGAAAUCGGGGCGGUACUGAGGAACCGACGGCCUUGGUGGACAUCUUGAUUAACCCCAGAGUUCGAAAAUCCUUCGUAACCUUGGGGAAGAUCGCCCGUGAGCGGUAUGGAAUCACCCUGAUGGACUCACUCACGAAGUCUGGAAAACAGUUGCGACAGCAGCGGAUGGCAACAUUCAUCCACCUACGCAACACGGGCGCCCAACCCAGGUGGGAACGCGGUGUCGACAUCACGGUCAUGGACGGACAACGCAGGGUCCCGUUUCAGGGACCUUGGGUUGACAGCCAGCCGGCUGGUGCAGAAGUGGGCGGGGCGGCCGGACAGACCCCAAGGGGUGCUGCUGCGGGCAAGGCUUAG